AUAAAGUGCGUAUAAAUGGUGGGGGAAUGUACCUCCUUCUGGCUCUUCAAACAGCGACUUUUGCCUCGACUGUCGCGCCCUAUAUUUUGUGUUGCCGGGUGGUGGUCCCUCAGGAAAGUAGUCCCGGUCAGUUUAAGGAAUAAAACGUGUCGCUCCGGCUCCGACCGUCACCGCCUUGGUCCCUGCAAAGUUCACCCAGUAGACUUUUCUAAAGACACAGAUCCAGUCAUGUCGAAGGCAAAGGAUGCAGGCUCUUCCAUCCUGAGCGGCCAGCAGCUGCACGCUGCCAUGGCAGACACCUUCCUUGAGCACUUGUGCCUGCUGGACAUCGACUCCGAACCGACCGUGUCUCGCAACACCGGCAUCGUCUGCACAAUCGGACCUGCCUCCCGGUCUGUGGAGAUGGCCAAGGAAAUGAUCAAGUCUGGGAUGAACAUUGCAAGAAUGAACUUCUCUCACGGAACACAUGAAUACCAUGCUGAGACCAUCAAGAAUGUCCGUGAUGCGACUGAGAGCUUUGUGGCAGGAUCUGUUGACUACAGACCUGUGGCCAUCGCUCUGGACACCAAGGGACCAGAAAUCAGGACCGGACUUAUCAAGGGCAGUGGCACAGCUGAGGUUGAGCUGAAGAAGGGUGAAACCAUCAAGCUCACCCUGGACGACCAGUUCAAGGAUAACUGCGACGAGAAAGUUCUGUGGCUUGACUACAAAAACAUCACCAAGGUUGUGGAGUCUGGAAGUCACAUCUACGUGGAUGAUGGCCUGAUUUCCCUUGUUGUUAAAGAAAUCGGAAGCAACUUCCUGGUGUGCAACAUCGAGAAUGGCGGUAUGCUGGGCAGCAAGAAGGGCGUCAACCUGCCCGGAGCUGCCGUUGACUUGCCUGCUGUGUCUGAGAAGGACAUUCAGGACCUGCAGUUUGGCGUGGAGCAGGGUGUUGACAUGGUCUUCGCCUCCUUCAUCCGUAAGGCUGCCGACGUUCACGCUGUCAGGAAAGUGCUGGGCGAGAAGGGCAAGGACAUCAAGAUCAUCAGCAAGCUGGAGAACCACGAGGGUGUGCGUAGAUUUGAUGAGAUCCUGGAGGCCAGUGAUGGCAUCAUGGUUGCCCGUGGGGAUCUUGGCAUUGAAAUCCCAACAGAGAAGGUCUUCAUUGCCCAGAAGAUGAUGACCGGCAGGUGCAACAGGAUCGGCAAACCCAUCAUCUGCGCCACGCAGAUGUUGGAGAGCAUGACCAAGAAACCCCGCCCCACUCGCGCUGAGGCCAGUGAUGUUGCCAACGCCGUCCUGGAUGGGAAUGACUGCAUCAUGCUGAGUGGUGAGACCGCCAAGGGAGACUAUCCCCUGGAGGCUGUGCGCACACAGCACAUGAUUGCCCGUGAAGCUGAGGCAGCCAUGUUCCAUAGGCAGAUGUUCGAGGAGCUGCGUCGCACCUCCCACCUGACCCGUGACCCCACAGAGGCCGUCGCCAUCGGCACGGUCGAGGCUUCCUUCAAGUGCUGCGCCAGCGCCAUCAUCGUGCUCACCAAGACUGGCAGGUCUGCUCACUUGCUGGCGAGGUACAGGCCCCGGGCCCCCAUCAUUGCCGUUACCCGCUGUGGUCAGGCCGCCCGCCAGUCUCACCUGUAUCGUGGUGUCUACCCUGUGCUCUACACCAAGCCUGCCAACAACGUCUGGGCUGAGGACGUCGACCUGCGCGUCAACUUUGCCCUGGAAGUUGGCAAGCACCGCAAAUUCUUCAAGUCUGGUGAUGUUGCCCUUGUUGUGACCGGCUGGCGCCCAGGCGCCGGCUACACCAACACCAUGAGGGUGGUGCUGGUGCCUUGAACUCCAUCAGAGGACAUUAGUAACCACUGCCCUUCCCCUCUUUGUAACCAGACUUCCCUCCAAACUGGACUUUGUGACAGUUUUCAUAAAAGCAAAACAAAACCAGGCCGUCCCUUCAGAUGACUUUUGAUGGCGUCGUCCUCACACAGUAACUCCCCGAUUCCUGUCACCAACACGUCCACUUUAUUUUCUAGAUCCUGCUGCCAGCGAGAGAUGUGAAACGGUUUAGUGUCUCCUGUCUGACACAGUGUGCAUGGUGAAGCAAGUGGUGGCUGUAGACCAAAUUCAACGCGGAUGUAUUUUAGUUUUCUUGGGUUUUGGUUCUAUAAGUGUUCAUGGAACAACAUGAAUAUGUAUUGCUAUUAUCUUCUCCCGUGUUUCUUGUAGACGUGACGGUUGUGUACUUUGUGUCAUUGAGGUGAACUGGUACGACUGGGCGUCCAUCCAUUAAAGGGAACUACUGGA
Messenger RNA from Mugil cephalus (flathead mullet), 2286 nucleotides. RefSeq names its product pyruvate kinase PKM-like. The transcript has 11 exons. Lineage: Eukaryota; Metazoa; Chordata; Actinopteri; Mugiliformes; Mugilidae. The record is from RefSeq and is a predicted model, not a curated record. The coding region runs from base 16 to 1821 and encodes 601 amino acids. Gene Ontology annotation, molecular function: potassium ion binding; pyruvate kinase activity; magnesium ion binding. Gene Ontology annotation, cellular component: cytoplasm. Gene Ontology annotation, biological process: glycolytic process.